This is a messenger RNA of Telopea speciosissima, 2572 nucleotides long. Its product is annotated as protein NPGR1. Lineage: Eukaryota; Viridiplantae; Streptophyta; Magnoliopsida; Proteales; Proteaceae. The coding region runs from base 234 to 2354 and encodes 706 amino acids. The record is from RefSeq and is a predicted model, not a curated record. Gene Ontology annotation, molecular function: protein binding. The transcript has 6 exons.
AACAGACAUUCUUCGUCGUUUUAAUUGCCUCCCUCAGGCCUGAACCUCACAGGAUCACAUGUGAAAGACAAGCGAGAAUCUCCAGAGAAGUUGCGUUCAUGGCUUCGAUUUGAAUCACGUCUCCCGCUUUCGUCACUGGUGUCGCAGUAGAAGAACUUUGUGACGAGUAAUUGGUUCUGUCUGAUUUUCUUUUUGGGGUUUGAAACCAUAUUACCAGGUUUAUAUUAGAUAUCAUGUUGUGCGCUUGCUCCGGUGAACAAUUCAAGUUUGAAGAAGUUCCUCAGUCACCAGAAUCACUGGCAACGAGGGACUUCUCAGUCAGUGGCCUCUCUUCGAGAACAGGUGACUGGGAGUCGAGGUUUGAGGAUAGCCAGGUCGAAGACGUUGAAUCCACUCUGAAAGAAGCUCUCUCUUUAAAUUAUGAGGAAGCGAGGGCCUUGCUAGGACGAUUAGAAUAUCAGAGAGGAAAUUUUGAUGCCGCACUCCAAGUGUUUCAAGGGAUCGAUAUUCGGAGUUUAACACCAAGGAUGACAAAGGCUAUCAUUGCAAGAACUCAGCAAAGAAAAGGGCGUCAUAAAGUGGAAAACAUGCAGACGAGUACAAUGUCAAUGCACUCGGUGAGCCUGCUGCUCGAAGCGAUAUUACUUAAAGCAAAAUCAUUGAAGGAGCUUGGGCGUGCUAAUGAGGCUGCAAAAGAGUGUCAAAUAAUUCUGGAUACAGUUGAAUCUGCUUUACCCACUGGAAUGCCUGAAGGUAUUGCUGAGGAUUGCAAGUUGCAGGAGAUGUUUCACAAAGCACUGGAAUUGCUUCCUAGGCUCUGGAAACAGGCAGGCUUUCUUAAUGAAGCUAUCACUGCAUACCGCCGAGUUCUAACCAAACCCUGGAAUUUGGAUGCCCAGAGGUUGGCCAGCGUUCAGAAAGAUUUGGCCGGAAUUCUACUCUAUGGUGGCGUUGAAGCAAGUCUUCCUCCCCAAUUGCAAAUAUGGGGAGCAACAACUCCCAAGAAUAAUACGGAGGAAGCAAUUCUCUUGCUGUUUAUACUGAUGCAGAAGGUGGCAUUUCAGGAAAUAGUUUGGGAUCCUGAAAUCAUCGAGCAUUUGACUUAUGCGCUUUCAGUGUCUCAUCAAUUUGGGGUUUUGGCUGAUCAUGUUGAACAGGCCCUGCCAGGUAUUUACAACCGAGCCGAAAGGUGGUAUCUUCUUGCCCUUUGUUACAGUUCUGCUGGGCAGAAUGAAGUGGCCUUGAACCUUCUAAAGAAAGUUUCAGGUCAUUCGGAGGAGCGUGCACCUCAUCUUCCUUCACUGUUGUUAGGAGCAAAGUUAUGCUCAGAAAAUCCAGAGCAUGCUCAUGAUGGAAUAGAUUUCGCUCGGAGGGCAGCCAAUUUCAGUAAGCAUCACAAUGAGCAUUUUGCGGGUAAGGCACAUCAACUGCUUGGUGUUUGUUAUGGAACUGCGGCUAGAGUUUCUGUGUCAGAUUCUCAAAGGGUUCUUCUAAAAAGUGAGUCUUUGAAAUACUUAAGCAAUGCGGCGCUGCGUGAGAAAGAUGACCCAGAAGUGUUGUUUAACUUUGGUUUGGAGAAUGCUGUUCAAAGGAACCUGACCGCAGCUACUGAAAAUGCAACAAAUUACUUAGACAUGGUGGGUGGAAGCUCAGCAAGAGGUUGGAAGCUAUUAGCACUGCUCAUCUCUGCAGAGCAGCGGUUCAAAGAUGCUGAAACCAUAAUCAACCUUGCCUUGGAUGAUGCUGGAAGAAAGGACCAAUUAGAACUUCUAAGGUUGAAAGCUGUACUUCAAAUUGCUCAGGAACAUCCCAAAACUGCGAUAGAGACUUACAGAAUUUUGCUUGCUCUGAUUCAAGCACAAAAGGAGUUUAAAACCAUGGUGAAUGACUCUGAGGUGGUAACAGAAACAAAUUUAGAAAUGGAGGCAUGGCAAGGUUUAGCGGACAUUUAUAGAAAAUUUGGUUCAUGGCACGAUGCCGAAAUUUGUGUUGAUAAAGCCAAGUCCGUUGGAUUUUAUUCUCCAAAGAGUUGGCAUGUAUCAGGGAUGCUAUUUGAAGCUCAGUCAUUAUACAAGGAUGCACUUGUGGCCUUCUCAAUUGCCAUGUCAAUUGAACCAAAUUAUGUACCGAGCAUGGUUUCAACAGCAGCAAUACUGAGAAAGCAUGGUUUGCAAGCGCUUCCAAUAGCAAAAAGCUUCCUGAUGAAUGCUCUACGAUUAGAGCCCACGAACCAUGAGGUGUGGUUGAAUCUUGGAUAUGUAUCAAAGAUGGAAGGCUCCCUACUGCAAGCUGCAGACUUUUUCCAGGCAGCACAUGAGCUCAAGCAGUCAGCUCCAGUUCAAAACUUCGUUUGAUGAUGGUUUAUCUUCUUUAUCGUGAUGGAUCAGGUUUCUAUAAUAAGAGCUCAACGUGAGAUGCUAUGAAGUAGCCACAGAACUGGGCUUUAUUCCAACUGAAGCCCAAUUCAUACUUGCUUGGAACUCGAGAAGUGGGACCCGCAAUCAAGAUAUCCGCUGUAAUAUCUGUAUUACCUUGUUGCAUUUAAAAUGUACAUACGUUAGUUACCCAGGUG